AGAGAGAGAGAGAGAGCAGUGCCUCCCUCUGAUGAAAGACUCAGAUGCCUAAGAACCUCUUUGCUUUUAGCUGCCUUUUUUUUCCCAACUUAUUUAUCGCAGGCUCUGUUAGUUAGAAAACGCACAAAUUCGGUCUCAUGCCAAGCUAAAAGAAGCCAAAAACACUACAACCUUAUAGUUGGAAUGAUUUUUAUUUAAGACACGAAAAUAGAACUUUACUUCACCAGAUAUAAGUCUGAACCGGACUUAGGAGUCUCAACUAAGAUGAUGUAAAUAUAUCCCUAGUUUCUUGUUCUUUUUUGCGUAAAUAAAUGGAGAACUUCACCUUAACUAACCACACGCUGGGCCCCUGGACGGACCACAGUUUAGAAUACAAGGUAAUCAGCGCUCUUCUGGUGUUCACCAUUUGUGUAAUUGGGAUAGUUGGGAAUGUAAUGGUCAUCUUAGUGGUGCUCACUACGAAGCACAUGCGCACACCGACCAACUGCUACCUGGUGAGUUUGGCCGUGGCGGACCUGACCGUACUGACGGCUGCCGGGUUGCCGAGUGUCGCGGACAGCGUGUACGGCUCGUGGAUGUUCGGCCACGCCGGCUGCCUCGGCAUCACUUAUUUCCAGUACCUGGGUAUCAAUGCGUCGUCGUGCUCCAUCACCGCAUUCACGGUGGAGAGGUACAUCGCCAUCUGCCACCCGAUCAAGGCGCAGUCGCUGUGCACGUACGCGCGUGCCAAAAGGAUCAUCCUGGCUGUGUGGCUUUUCACGUCGCUCUACUGCGUCAUGUGGUUUUACCUGAGCGACACGCAAGAGCUCGUAUACGGCGACGUGACCGUCGUGACCUGCGCUUACAGAGUGUCCCGGGAACUUUACUUACCCAUAUACUUUUUCGACUUCGGCGUGUUUUUCGUGCUGCCUCUCGCGCUCGCGACCGUCCUGUACGGACUCAUCGCGAGAAUUCUGUUCCUGAACGCGUUACCGAAACAGAAGGUCAAGAACGGACAGUAUGGUUCAGGUAUCAAACACUCAGUUCAGUGCUCGAGCACCACGGCCGCCUCGCGCAGACAGGUGAUAAAGAUGUUGGCAGUGGUGGUGGUUCUGUUCGCCGUGCUCUGGAUGCCAUACCGCACCCUGGUGGUGGUCAACUCUUUCGUCCAGCAGGCUUACCUGGACACCUGGUUCCUGCUGUUCUGUCGUACCUGUGUAUACCUGAACAGUGCCAUCAAUCCUGUUAUCUACAACGCCAUGUCACAGAAGUUCCGUGCUGCCUUUAAGAGGCUUUGCAGAUGCAGUUCGAAGGCGCAGUCCAAGCAAACAGCCUACAGUGUGGCCCUGACAUACAGUACUGCUAAAGAAACAUCCAUGAUCGAGAGCACAGAGCAUUUUUCAACAGAGCUGGAUGACCUCACAGAAGAGCCAAAUGAUCUGAGAGAAUAACUGGAACCUAAGUACAAGCUUAUUGACUUAAAUAGCUGGCUGAGUGAUUUUUAAUCAGGGAAAAUUUCCAAAUAACAGCAUCAAAUACUUAAAUAUAAAAUAAAUAUAACGCACUCAGAAUCCACCUGUAUACCUCAUUUAUGCAAUUAUUCAAUAGGCCAGUCAAAUGGAUGGGGUCCUCUGCAGUUCUGUCCAUCCAUCUCAAGGUUAAUUGUGUUGUGCAUUCUGAGAUGCUUUUCAGCUCAUCACACUGGUGGUUAUUUGAGUUACCGUAGCAUUCCUGUGAGUUCAAAUAAGUCUGGUUAUUGUCCUCUGAACUCAUCAACAAGGCGCUUUCACUCACAGAACUGCUGCUUAAUUGAUGUUUUUUUCUGUGUAAACUCUAUAGAAAAUCUUGGGAGAUCAGCAGUUUCUGAAAUAGAAGAAGCCUUUAUUAUAGCCACACAGCACCACAGUGAAGGAAGUUGGGAUCGGAGCUCAUGGGGCAGCUACGAUGCAGCGCCCCUGGAGCAGAGAGAGUUAAGGGCCUUGCUCAAUUGCCCAACAGUUGCAGCUUGGCAGCAGUGGGGCUUGAACCCCAACCAUCCAAUCAACAACCCAAAACCUUAACUACUUGAGCUACUACUACCCUGAAAAUGUGGAGCAGACGGAGCUAGCUCCUUUUCCAGCUCACAGCUCCAUUUAAUAUAGAAUCCUCCUAUAGAGGACAUAUCAGAUAUUAAACUGAUACCAACAGAUACUACACUCAAACUGGCACAUCUGGUACAGGUCAAAAUGAAAGAAAUCUCCUGAUUCCAAUGUAAAAAUGAACUGAAGCUCUUGAAUUAUAUCUGCAUGAUUGUAUGUAUUGCACUGAACCACAUGACUGGCUGAUAAUUGGCGGAUAAUUGCAUGAAUGUGUGGGUGUACAGAUGUUUCUAACAAAGUGCACUGCAAGCGAAUUUUCAGAUUACUUUAUAUGUACAAUACAUAUCAAUACAUGUUUACUUAAUUCCUUAACCACAUCACAACUGUGAAGAAUCUGAAUAAGACUACAUUUUAUUUUGUAUGUAGAGAAACAGGACACAUUUAUGGUUAGCGCUUGAGAGAAAGAGUUUGCCCCAGAAACAGCAGAAGUGAUUUACUAAAAGCUGCUUAAGGUGAAUUAAAAGAUUUCCUAAAACUGCUGAAAUGCUUGGUGUUGUGUACAGGGUGUAAAAUGACAUCAGGAUGUUUUCAUCUCCUUUUCUGAACUCCUACUCUCAGAAAAAAUAGUAUUAAACUGUAUUCAGUCUCUACCCCUGCAUUUUUCACAUGGAAUGGAUGUUGAAAGAAAAAGAAAGAAAAACUGUAUAUUGUGUAAAAGGUACAUAAUUAGAUGCAUAUGGUACAUAAAUAGUUUUUAGAGCAAAUAUUUCAGGAUUUACACUACAUACACAUUUUACAGGUAACAAACACAUACUAAAUGUAAGGUGUACAAGACAGUGGUGAGACCGGCCAUGCUGUAUGGUUUAGAGACAGUGUCACUGAGGAAGAGACAGGAGUCAGAGCUGGAGGUAGCAGAGCUGAAGAUGUUGAAGUUCUCGUUGGGAGUGACAAGGUUGGACAGGAUUAGGAACGAGUACAUCAGAGGGACAGCUCAUGUUGGACCUUUAGGGGCAAAGUUAGGGAGGCCAGAUUAAGAUGGUUUGGACAUGUUCAGAGGAGGGAGAGUGAGUAUAUUGGUAGGAGAAUGUUGGACAUGGAGCUGCCAGGCAGGAGGCAAAGAGGAAGACCAAAGAGGAGGUAUAUAGAUGCAAUAAAUGAGGAUAUGAAGCUAGUGGGUGUAAGUGUUGAGGAUGCAGAAGAUAGGGAUAGGUGGAGAGAGAUGAUUCGCUGUGGAGACGCCUGAAGGGAAAAGCCGAAAGAAGAAGAAGACACACACUAAGUGUAAAUGAAUGUGUACCACCCCAGUGAUGAGGAAAAGCACAGUUUAGUACCUUUUUUCUGAGAGUAGACAAGUAACACAAGGCUGCUAUCUGUAUCCGUAUCUGUUUACUGUUCCUGAUAUUUAUAUCUGUAUCUGUAUUCUGAUUAAACACAAAGUAGGUGUUGCCUAAAGCCAUAGGGUUGGUUAUUUAUUUAUUUAUUUAUUUAUUUAUCUUUAUGAAAUAUAUGAAAUUUAUAUUUAUGCCUUGAGAAAGACUAAAAACUAGGAAAAAAAAUCUCUCUGGAAAUUUCUGAAAACCUGGAGAAUUUCUUUUUACCUCAUCUUUGGAGUUUGAGUAAUUUACCUCAGCUAAAGAUGUGCACUGGACAGUUUUUAAUCCCAGUUGUGCAGAUGUUUUUUUUUUUUUUUGGUGACAGAUCAUAAUGCCUUUCAACAAAUUUACUUGCUUUUUUCAUGUUUAUGCUAGGGUUCUUUAUUUGAGCCUCAUAUCUGACAACUUGCUUAAGGCUGUUUUAAAAAAUUAAAAACAACUUGCUGUCCUGAUGCACAACUCUAAUCUCAAUCAGAUUAUUAAUUAUAGUAUUGAUCAGAUCCCAUGUGAACUCUUUUAACAAGCUCUCCAAAAGGAAAAAAAAGAAAAGAAUGAUGAGUGCAUUUCCUGUUUGUGUCUGUAUUUGUAUUUAUUUAGAACACCUUAACUGUUCAAUUGGAAUUAUGUAUCCAGUUACAUCUCUAUCUAACUGUAUGAACAUUUCCAAUAAAUAGUAUUUCUGUUGUUUGUUUUUAUGUACAUACCUAUUCAGUGCAAUCAUGCUUUAUUCUUAAUGACAGUAAUGGAGUUACUGUUAACAGUGGUGCUGAUUUGUUUUGUUUGAAAUUGUGUGUAUGUUUGUAUGAAGUUUAAAGUACAGUAUUUGCUGCUACUCAUCAACAUGCCCUGAUAAAUAAUAGAGACAUCAUAAGUUAUGUGAAGCACUGGUUAAGAGCUUCAGAAGACUGAACCGACAGACUCCUCUUCAGACGAUGAGGAAAAAAUGGAAAUGACACCCACACAUUAGUCACAGUUUAGAAACAUGGAACCACUGUGUAACAUAUGUACAAAAACAUACCUUUCCUUUGAACAACUAUGUGUGUAUUUAUAAAUGUUUUGUGUUUGUAACUGAUUUUUGCCUUUUGCUGUUCAUACUGGAAGAGAAAAAUGCUGGUGUCUAGUGCAUGUUGCUUAAUUGAGGUUUGUUGAUGUGUAAAAUGAUUUAGUCACUGAAUUAAUAUAAUUAAUGUUACCUUGAAAUAACGACUGUAGAUCUUGUGCUGGUGUUUCUGUACUUCUUUGUAGCAUGGUCGCACUACAAACAUUCUGAAAUACAUGAUGCUUUUAAAUGACAGGGAAUCAUUUGGGAAAAAGGUUAACAGGUUAAAUGUUUGUGUGAUGCAAAAUGGGGGAAACAAUAAGGAUUUAAUCUUAAGUAAUUUGUUUAUAUACAUGCACUGGCCAUUUUAUGCAGCCAAUCAUUGAGGAACACGUUAAAAGCUUCAGGUAAUGUUCACAUCGAACUUCAGAACAGGGAAACUAUAUGACCUCUGUGACUCUGACUGUGGCAUGGAUGUUAAACCUAGAUGGGCUGUUUUGGGUAUUUUGGAAUUUCAAGUCUGUAGACAUUACCCAGAAUGGUGUGAAAAAACAGCAAAAAAAGAAAUUAUUUCUGUGGACACAAACAUCAACUGGUCUAUUUCUAAUUCUAAAAUGUCCAGGUUUUUCUGCCCCUGUGCUUCAAGUGUGAACUGUAGCUUCAAAUUCUUGCUUUUGGCUGACAAGUCUGGAACCUGAUGUGGUCUUCUGCCUCAAGGUUUAGUGUGUUGUGCAUACAGAGAUGCAUUUUUACUCACCACAGUGGUAAAGAGUGAUUAUUUGAGUUACAGUAGCCUUGCUGUUUGCUUGAACCUGUUUGGUCAUUGCUCUUCUGACCUGUCAUAUCCACAAGGUAUUUGCAGUCAUUAGAUGUUUUUUGUUUAUCACACCAUUCAAGACAUCAGCGUUAACCAAAACACUCAAACCGUCUUAUCUGACACAAGCAGCCGCAGUCAAAGUGACUGAAAUUGAUAAGAUUUUUCCCUAAUCUGAUGUUCAUUUUAUGUUAACUUCAACAUAAAAUGAAGUCCCUGUACUAUAUCUGCUUGAGUGUAUAAACUGUGCUGCUUCCAGGUGACUGGCUAAAUGGAUAAUUGCAGCCAUGUUCCUAAUAAUGUGGCCAGUGAGUGUAAACUCAUCAAAUAGCACAUAACACAUCAGGCCAAAGCGCAGAGAUUCAGUUAUAUUAACAAGACAAAUUGACUUAUAUGAUGCCACUGAAGCUCAAUGUUCUUCAGAUACAGUAUUCUUAAUGACUUGGGUGAAAUCAGCUCACACUGUCAUUAUGACCUGCUCUGUGCUCGUAUUAUAUACUUUAAUUCUCUCCUCUAUUUUUCUGUUUAAAAAGGACUUUUCUAUUUAUUCUCAUCUCUUUCACAAAUAUUAAAGGUCACAGUGGGCUGGAAAUUCAAUUGUGCACCAGAAUAUUGGUCAUAAAAUCAUUUUAUACAUGAUUUAUAGGAAGUGUUUAGCAUCCCAGGGAAUAUGAUACCACUACACAGAAAUUAGAAUGAUGAUGAUUAAUGAUUUUGCAGUCAUGAUUAAAAAUAAAAUAUAAGAUAUAUUUAGUUUGAUAUUUAGUUUGAAUUCCAUGUCUAGACACUAAACAUUUAGAAAAAUGGCAGAUAGUGCAUCUAUAGUUAAAAUUAA
Hemibagrus wyckioides is the source of this 6118-nucleotide messenger RNA. It is a transcript of the gene trhrb, whose product is annotated as thyrotropin-releasing hormone receptor b. The record is from RefSeq and is a predicted model, not a curated record. Gene Ontology annotation, cellular component: membrane. The transcript is spliced from 2 exons. Bases 312 to 1430 code for a protein of 372 amino acids. NCBI's taxonomy places the organism in Eukaryota, Metazoa, Chordata, Actinopteri, Siluriformes, Bagridae. Gene Ontology annotation, molecular function: thyrotropin-releasing hormone receptor activity. Gene Ontology annotation, biological process: phospholipase C-activating G protein-coupled receptor signaling pathway.